This is a messenger RNA of Alternaria atra, 2130 nucleotides long. RefSeq lists its product as uncharacterized. The record is from RefSeq and is a predicted model, not a curated record. Gene Ontology annotation, biological process: regulation of DNA-templated transcription; DNA-templated transcription. Lineage: Eukaryota; Fungi; Ascomycota; Dothideomycetes; Pleosporales; Pleosporaceae. Gene Ontology annotation, molecular function: zinc ion binding; DNA binding; DNA-binding transcription factor activity, RNA polymerase II-specific. The transcript has 4 exons. The coding region runs from base 1 to 2130 and encodes 709 amino acids.
AUGAUCACAUUCGCUGCGAAUAACGAGUUUUUUCGGAAGCGCAAAAGAGUCCAUCGCGCAUGCGAAUCAUGUAAGAAGCGGAGAAAGCGCUGUUCGCAUACCUUCGAUGACGAGGGCGAACCCGGAAGCAAUACCCAAAGUGGUGGCGGAAGCAAUCCGACAUCCUCAGAUAGCCCUACAACCAACGGACACUAUCACCCUCAUGAUCCCAGGAGUUCCCGUGGAGACUAUGGCCAUGCUCAAUCCACAAUGCCGCCGCCGCAAAGUCCGGCCUCGGAUCAUACCGCCCAAACACCACCCAACUUUCUAGGUUAUCUCAACCCUGAAGCUGUCUUACGAGAGCAAGUUCACUCUGAGCGUGGAAAAACUGCCCAGUCUCCCAAUCACCCUCCAAUAGGUCAAUGGAUCGAAGAACGAGAUCAGAGACAAGCGUCGAUCCAAGCAGGAUCAAGCUCUUCACGCAUUAUAGAAACAGGUCCGCAUUCCAACCAGGAGGCUCAGAUAUCUAGGGCUCUCCUGACUUAUCUAGACGCUGUUGGUGUUGAUAUCUUACCCUCUCGUAUGAACCAAACGGCCCUUCUCGAAAUAUACUUUAGCUACGUACAUCCACUUCUUCCGCUCGUGGACAAGGAGCUGUUCUACGAGCAAUACAACUAUGGCCGAGAACCGCGAAUUCUGAUGCAGGCCAUUUGUAUUGUGGCUUCAAAACACGCAACAGCAGCCAAGCAUCUGUACUUGGGCAAUGAUACCCAGCCACUGAACCCACGCGAGUUCUCGCAAAGGCUCUACAACGCAGUUAUUGUUGGCAUCGAAGCGAAGCUAGAGAAGAACCGUGUCGUUCUUAUCCAAGUGCUUGCACUCAUCUCACUGCAUUGCGAAGGUCCAGAUGGCGCUGAGCAAGCUUCAAUGCAUCUGGCACAAGCAAUUCAUCAUGCGCAUACCUUCGGCCUCCAGUUUGGGCACCAAUGGAAGAAUCAAAGUUCGGAAUCUCAAGGAAACUUGGAGGACGUCUUUUGGUGUUUGUGGAGUCUAGACAAGAUCAAUGCAUGUAUGAAUGGAAGGCCGUUGCUUAUGCAUGACCGCGACAACAGCUUGAGACAGCUACCAUCAGAUCCUGAGAAGCGGUCCAGUCCGUUCGGUAUAUGGCUACAGAUUUCAGAGAUGCUGGACAAAGUCAUCGACUACUAUAGGCCUGGAAGAGCUGCCGAGGAGACCGGAUGGGAAGGCGAUGACUUCUUGGGUUUUGAGGAGAUGGUCGGAGACGGCGAAGACAAGCUCGAUGGUCCUAUCAUGAGUCUCCUAUCACUUUUCCAUCACACCAUGUGCAUGGCCUCACACAAGUCCCUCUCUAUCAAUGCGCCCGUCAAAUCGACACCCUCUUACGUCCGACAGAGUCUUUCAGCAACAAGAGUGAUCCACCUUCUCAACGCUGAAUCCCCAGAGCUACUGCCACCGCUCCCUAUCGUACCAUAUGCGCUCGGUGUAGCACUUAGCGUAGUGUAUCGUCACUUCCGCUCUCGUCGUCUAAAGGUCCACGUCAACCGCGCUACCGAAGAACUCAAGCAAUGCGUCCGCCUGCUCGAUCGCCUACGAAACGCAUGGUGGUCUGCAGGCACAACAGCAGAUCUGGGACGAGCCGUGCUCAGUAAUGCUGCAGGACGUAAUACCAAUGCUGUCAACACACCCGUACCUGCUCCAGUAGAACCACGUCCUACGGAGCCGAAGACAGAGCCGCCAACACCGCAAAGCACACACGGCACUCAGUUGCCACUACAAAAUCAGUCGCAGCCGUGGUCGCAGAACGUGGGAGAUACGCCCAUCGACCCUCGAUUACAGCAACAGCAGCAUCAUCCUCACGCCAACUCGCCUAUGACUAGCUUGCUCAACCCAAUACCCGCUCCCACACCCGGCCAACAUCCUACAAGUAGCGAGCGCGCAGAUCGUGCGCCCAUGGCGGGACCUCCCGCUGGCUUUGGUUUCGCAGAACAAUCGCCAGAUUGGCUGAACUUUGAUGCGGCGUUUGAGAACUUUGAGGGUUUGUUAGGAAGUAGCGGGGCGGAUUUGAGUAACGAGCUCUUCAGGCCGUUGAACUACGAGACGCUGGAGGGAUUUCUAGAUCCUGCUGCUUAG